AUGGCCGAGCGUCUAAACAAAAUACUCCAGGGAGGUACCACCCGUAAAUCGGGUGGAGAAUCCUCCACCGUCGCACCGGGUAAGCCGGGGGCGGUCAGCCCCAUGUAUCUGGAGGGGGCAACCGAGGCCAGAAGAGGGGGAGAAGUGGAGACAGGAGAGAUGAAAGUGGUAGUAGUGAGAGACCUGGACUUGGACAGGAUAUGCAGGAGUGAGUGUGACGAGGCAGAGUACUACAUGGAGCGCUCCGACUCGUCACUCUCACUGUACUCUGAGGAUGGCGCUGUAGGAGGAAGCGAGCCCAGAUCAUCUCGGGCUUCGCUGCGCAAGAGAAGAAUGGUGGAAGUUGAGAUGAAUCCGGAAUUGGAAUUUGACGAGGAGGUGGAGGUCGUGGAAGUGGUCGCGACUCCAAGGCCAAAGAGGCCUCACCCUAAGGAUUUGACGCAGGCGAAAGCCAAUCUGGCCGCCACCACCGGACGUGACGUGGGAAAGAAGGCAACAGCCGCAGUAGCAGCCGCCCAAAUACCGCCGGCGCCGGUGCGCCCAACUACCCGCAGAACCUCAGCUGAGGAUAUGCAGCGCGCCGACGUUUUAGGCGAGGAGAUUCAGGAGUGUGCCCGGAAGGUUCUGGAAGCCGUGAAGAGAUCCGGCCACCUGAAGGGCACAAUAGUGAAAGAGAUCAAGGACGCCGUGACGACCAUCCGCACGGCGGCCGCGACUCUUACGGAGAGAUCCGCGACAGUCGAGUGCGCAGCUCUGCGCAGGGAGAACUCUCGGCUGUCUAAUGACCUAGCGGAGAUGAGAGAGAUGAUGACGGGCAUGCGCGAGGAGUGUGCCAAGUACUAUAAGGAGCUGAAGGCCCUUAAGAUGGCAAUGGCAUCCCCCGCCAAGAGCAUAGAUGAGCUUUCCAUGCUCAAGGCGGAAAAGGCGGAAUGGGAACGCGAGAUGGCAGCGACCCGAAGCUCCUUUGAGGAGCUCUUGAAAAAGAGUGCGGAGGACCGCUCAGCGCUGCGUAAGGCGCAAAGCGAUUUGAUGGCAGCUCAAGCUGCGUUGGCGACUCAGCCGGAGUCCCCGGCCAUGGAUGUGUCUCCCGAUGCUCUAGGUGCUGAACCGUGUGCAGAAGCGCCGGUGAUCACCGAGAGCAUCGAGACUAGGAUAGUGCGGCAAAUCGGGGAUAUAUUUAAUGCCCGGUUCGAAAGAAUAGAGGAGCUUGUCGGCAGGCCAAAGAACCCGGCGCCGAAACGACCUGCGGCUGCACCCCGAACACCUGGGGCAGCCAGCAAAGAAGGAGGUGCGACACCAAUAGCCAGCACCAGUAGAGCGGGGGCGAGUGCUUCUCAACCGCCUCCCUCAACAAAGGAGCAGUGGACGACGGUCGUCCGUCGUGGGAAACGCGCAAGGGCGGCAAAGGGCAAGGAGAUAGCCCCAGCCACCCAGGCGCCCACUGGAGGGGCGAGACAAGCCCAGAAGGAGGCUACAACGGAGGCCCGUAAAGAGGCCACCAAAAAGAAGAACGCUCGGAAGAGACAGUUCCGCCAACCGCGCUCCUCGGCGGUAGUGUUAACGCUGAAGCCGGGAGCUGCGGAGGCGGGAUCGAGCUAUACCUCGGUGCUCCGAGAGGCCCAACAAAAGAUUCAGUUGGACGCCCUCGGGAUCACCGAGUUGGGCUUCAGGCUGGGAGUGACGGGAUCCCGCAUUCUAGAGGUGCCGGGCCCUGUAGAGGAGAGCGGCGGAAAGGCAGAUGCCCUCGCUGCAAAACUUGCCGAGAUCCUACCGGCAGGAGUAGUCGGCGUAACCAGGCCAGUGAAGUCCGCGGAAAUUCGCAUACUGGACCUAGACGACGCUACAACGAUAGUCGACGUGGUGGCAGCAAUAGUGCGAGAGGGAGAUUGCGCCGAGGCCUCCGUAAAAACGGGGGAGAUCCGGCGCUCUCCCUCAGGGAGUGGCUCUGUCUGGGUCCGGUGCCCGAUAGGGACGGUAAAGCGGUUAGUCGAUGCUGGCCGCCUGAAAGUGGGGUGGACGAUGGCGCGGGUGCGGUCCUUAGACCCCCGGCCGAUGCGGUGCUACCGCUGCCUGCUCACGGGUCACGUGGGCCAGCGGUGCACCGCCAAGGAGGACCGCGGCGGAGUCUGUUUCCGCUGCGGUCAAGACGGCCACAAGGCCGCAUCGUGCGCCGCCCCUUCGCCGCAUUGCCCAUACUGUGCAGCGGCCAAGAAGAAGGCGGACCACAGGAUGGGCAGCACCAAGGGGUGCCGUCCGCCCAAACAGGCGGCGAGAGUGGAGGAGAUGGAGGCCGAGCCCGGCCCGUCACCUCCCACCACGGGCCUCGCGGCAGUCGAUGCGGGGGCGUCGGCUGUCACCUAA
Molecule: messenger RNA, 2361 nt
Organism: Achroia grisella
Lineage: Eukaryota; Metazoa; Arthropoda; Insecta; Lepidoptera; Pyralidae
Exons: 1
Coding region: 1-2361 (786 amino acids)
Molecular function (GO): zinc ion binding; nucleic acid binding
Source: RefSeq, a predicted model, not a curated record